CGCUGCCUCGCCCCCGGCGACUGCUUUUCUCGGGCCUCUCCCCGUCGUGCGUCCCUUCAGAGGCAAUCCGCACCCGCGGCAGCCACGGUAGUAAGGCGACGGCGCUCCUCCUGAGGCUUCCCGAGCACCCUGCUGUUCGUCGGACCCUACGAGGACAGCAGUACUCUAGCUCUUGGCCGCCCACCCGGGUCCCAUCUCCAGCUGGGGGAGUCGGAAGAUGCGGUUUCCGGGAGAGCCGCGUUUGCGACGUUGACUUGAGCGAAAGCACCCUUCGUCUCUCAGCAGGAACGGUGGGCUUGGAAAGUGGACGUUUGAGCAUGGGGCCACGGCCACUUCAAACGUAUCACUCCUUCUUGCGGCAGAGAGUUACGCAGAUCAGAUCGUGCAUUUUAUUCCGUGGCAGUUUGUUUCUAGGGAGGGGGAGGGCAGCUUUCUCCUGCCUGCCUCCCGCCAUAUGUGAUCGGCGCAUCGGAGCACAUCACAUAGCGCCCUGUCGGUUUUUCCAACUUACUUACGCCAAGAGGUGCUGCGUGAAACCAUACCACUUGUCUUAAUGCUGGUCCACCGGUCAGUCUGGUCCCUGCCCUCUGCCAUUUGAAAGGGUCUUCCGUCCCUUGACUUCUUCUCCUAGACACAUUGGAGCCAAGUGUCCUGUUCUGCCUGAGUACUUUGAAGAAAGAGGCUCUUUUGGCUUGAUAGGCUGGCUUCGCUUUCUGCUAUUUUCCUGGUUUUCACCGGAAGCAAAGCUGACCAGGCUGGGUUGGGCCCGGUAGAAGGGUUCGGCCCUCUUGCCCAAGCCUUUGUGUUCAGAAGCAAAGCAUUCUCAAGGAACGAGGCUGCUGAUCAAUCCCUUUCUGCUCUUUUGUAACGGGCUCCAAAGUGCUGUUGCAGCACCAUUGCUGUCCCUGUUGCUCUUGGCCUCUGUAGCAACAACUCGUGCGACAACAUCUUUGUGCAAGAGUUUUCCCAACUGGGGCAAGGAGAUAAGCUUUCCCUUUUCACCUCCAGCAUCCACUGCAAGGAGAAAAGGGCACGGAGUGUAGAUUACGGAAAGCAGUUGCUCACUCAAGUGUGCCCUACUCAGAUAAUAGAGGCCUUGGAAUACCGUGUCCCUUUCUGGACACCACCCUUCAAAAAGGAUAAUAGCGAACAAUUUCAGAGGAGGGCUGCCAAGACAGUCAGGAGUCUGGAAACCAAGUUGUAUAUGGACUGGGUAUGUUUCGUGUGCAAAAAAAGGGGAACUAUGAUGCUUUCCCAGUCUCUGAAGGGUUACAGCACAGAAGAAGGAAUGGACUUACUCUUUGUUGUCCCAGAAGGCAGGACCACAACCAAGGGGUUAGAGCUGCAGGAAGGAGAAUCAGGCUAGACACCCAGAAGAACUUCCUGACUGUACAAGCUGCUGGCCAGUUGAGCGGGCUGCCACAUGAAGUGGUCGGUUUCUCUUUGCUGGUGGCUGUCGCACAGAGACUGGGCACCUGUCUCUCUGAAAUGCUAUAGCAGAUUCUCCACCAAGCAGGCAGUUACGUAAGAUGAGCUCUGAUGUCUUCUCUGGCUUUGUGACUCAGAUCUUAUGCCCAGAAGUGGCUUCCUCUGCCUACUGAAGGAGCUGCAACUCCUGUUUGGUCAUUUGCAGAUGACCUGAAUGGUGGCCAGCAUUUUUAUUAGCACUGCUGCUGACACAAUGUCUCCCUGAAAUUCUCUGCACUUGGGAGAGAUCCUGCUUGUGGGUAGUUCUGGGUGGCAUAAUCUCAUUCCCCGGCUUUUCUUCUUGCAAUGUUACUUUAUUCAAAGGAGCUUUCUCUCUACCCGUGUAAGACUUGCUCUGGAAGUCCAGUGGAAUAAGAAUUGCCUUAUGGAAUUGGACCCAAGCAAAGUGAAUCCUUCUGAUAUUCCCAGCCAUAGGCAACCAUACGUUCCAGCAAAGCUGCUCUUGGAAGGUCCCGGUAUUGACCAUGGCAAACGUGGCCGCCUGCUUAGGGCCGCCGUUCUUUGCAUAGGUGGAGUUCUGCAAAUAGUCCGUUGCUUCAAGCCACAUUAAGAAAUCCCUACUGGACCGUAGCCUCCCCAUUCCCCAUCACACUAGCUUUCUCUGCUGGAACAGUAAGCGUAGGGGUGGGUGGCUCUCUACUCCCCCCUCGCUCAUUUCUGAGGUGGUACAGACCCAGGAGGGGUGUCUGACAGCCAUGUGCUAAACGUAUGUCAGCUGUGCCUGUUCUUGGGGUACACCGCAGGAUCAUUGGGUAUGCGGGAUUGAAUGGCGUUGGGCACGUGGGGACAGAGGAGCAGACGUUUAGGCAGCGGCAAGGCAACUGAAGCCUCCCUGGUUGCAGUGUGGAGCAUUCCCCAGUGAACAGGCCCCCUCCUGCUUCCCAGUCUGGUCCUGUCUUUCAUCUCUCACUGCCCUCUUAAACCCCUCUGGCACCUGGGAUUAAUCUUUCUGUAGCUGGCUGGAAUCUGAGCAUGUGCAGUUCCUUCAAACGCUCCCCUCUUCGCCCAUUCCCUUGCUUCUGAUGUCAGGCAAGCUUAGGGGCAUAUAAGGAAAUUGAAAACAGAAGGGUAAAGGUGGGGGUGGGAGCAGAAGCACAGGAUCUGUUCUCCCAACCCUGUGAUACAGAAGGUAGUCCAAGCCAUCCUCCCCUCUUGGUUGGUGGGGCAGCCAUUGAAUGCUUGCACCCCUAGGCCUGGAGCGAGCUCGGUCGUCCUGGCCUCCCCUGCCGGUUGCAAUCACACAUGACCUGGUUGCCUGACCUUGGCUCCAUGAGGCGACUGCCUCUGACUGGGGAAGUCCAGGGGAUCCAGUAGAACCUCUGUUGCCUUAAAUUGGUUCCUUUUUGCUAUGGAUCUUGGCCACUGGCCAGUGCAGGUGAGGGAUCCAGGCUCCAGAGGGAACUGGGCUGGUGUCGAUUCUGGCUCGGUGGCGAAUCUCUCAACGUUCAGAAGCCAGGUUUACUCUGCAGCACUGGAGGCAGCGAGGGCCAGGAGUAGGUGGCAGGGUGGCCACAGAUGGUUCUUCCAACUCUCAGGAUGGCAACCGUUCCCUUCUCUCCUGCAGGUCGCCAGGCCACCUUUGGUCCACCUGGCAGGCAGUAAUCCCUCUCCGUGCCCCGUGGCGGCAGCAACAUGAGUGAGGUGUCGGUCAUUAAGGAGGGAUGGCUGCACAAGCGAGGGGAAUACAUCAAAACCUGGAGACCCAGGUAUUUCCUCCUCAAAAGCGAUGGCUCUUUCAUUGGAUACAAGGAGAAGCCUGAAGCAGCAGAUCACAGCACACCUCCUUUGAACAACUUCUCUGUGGCAGAAUGCCAGCUGAUGAAAGCAGAGCGGCCUCGUCCCAACACUUUUAUCAUCCGCUGCUUGCAGUGGACAACGGUCAUUGAACGGACGUUCCACGUGGACUCCCCGGAGGAAAGGGAAGAGUGGAUCCAGGCCAUUCAGAUGGUGGCCAACAGCUUAAAGAACCAGGAGCCAGAAGAGGAGGACAGGAUGGACUACAAAUGUGGCUCCCCCAGUGACAGCACAGGGGCUGAGGAAAUGGAAGUGGCUGUGACCAAGUCCAGGACCAAGGCGACCAUGAGUGACUUCGACUACCUGAAGCUCCUUGGAAAGGGUACUUUUGGGAAGGUCAUCCUUGUACGGGAAAAGGCCACAGGCCGUUACUAUGCCAUGAAGAUUCUGCGCAAGAAGGUCAUAAUUGCCAAGGAUGAAGUGGCUCACACCGUCACGGAGAGCCGAGUGCUGCAGAACACAAGGCACCCCUUUCUCACGGCCCUGAAAUACGCGUUCCAGACCAACGACCGCCUCUGUUUCGUCAUGGAAUAUGCCAACGGAGGGGAGCUGUUUUUCCACCUCUCGAGAGAGCGCGUCUUCACCGAGGAGCGUGCCCGUUUCUACGGGGCUGAGAUCGUCUCUGCCCUGGAGUAUCUCCACUCUCGGGAUGUUGUUUACCGUGACAUCAAGCUGGAGAAUCUCAUGCUGGAUAAAGAUGGACACAUCAAAAUCACAGACUUUGGUCUGUGCAAGGAAGGGAUCACCGAUGGCGCCACCAUGAAGACCUUCUGUGGGACACCGGAAUACCUGGCCCCAGAGGUGCUGGAGGACAAUGAUUACGGGCGGGCCGUGGACUGGUGGGGCCUAGGCGUGGUCAUGUAUGAGAUGAUGUGUGGGCGCCUCCCCUUCUACAGUCAGGACCACGAGCGUCUCUUUGAGUUGAUCCUCAUGGAGGAGAUCCGCUUCCCGCGCACGCUCAGUCCUGAAGCCAAGGCCCUGUUGGCUGGUCUGCUCAAGAAGGACCCCAAGCAGAGGCUGGGGGGUGGCCCCAACGAUGCCAAGGAGGUGAUGGAGCACCGGUUCUUUGCUGCCAUUAACUGGCAAGAUGUGGUUCAGAAGAAGCUCAUCCCCCCUUUCAAGCCCCAGGUGACAUCUGAAAUCGAUACUCGGUACUUUGAUGACGAGUUCACAGCACAGUCCAUCACCAUUACUCCACCGGACCGAUAUGACAGCGUGGACCCCCUGGAGGCAGACCAGAGGACCCACUUCCCUCAGUUCUCCUACUCCGCAAGCAUACGGGAAUAGCGUUGCAGCGCUCCUGUGGUGCACCUGCAAGAGAGGCGGUGGGGCUGGCCAGACCCAGAGCUCAGGGUGGGGGGGACCACCCCAUCUGGCUGAUCCCAGGCUUCCCAGCUUCUGGGGGCCAAGUGGACAACCCUGGGCCUGCCACCCUCAGCCCUGGCAGUCAGGCAGCAGAGGCAGUCUUGCCACAGCCAGGUGGCUGCCUGGACCAGCGGAGUCACUCUGUGCCCUUGUCUCCCCGCCCUGCCCCCAAGCCAUCCUUUACAUCCCUGCCUCCAGGCCCCGGCUGAGUUUCAUGUGGGAAUUGCUUUGGUUUGUUCUGAUAGCUUCACAGGGCUGUGCCCCUGCCGCGGGGCUGUUAGGGAGAGGACCGUGCAGGGCCCUGGCAUGUAUGCAGUCAGGUGAAGAAGGGGGAGCAUCUCUUGCUGUCUCCUGUGUGGGGUGCCACCCUGGGAACAGGAACCUGCAGUGCGAAGGGCUCUUAGCACUGUGGCUUGCAAGGCUGUGUUAAGAGGAGAGCAGAGCCCCCAAAGCCCGCCCCCCCUCACCACCAAGAUUUGUUUCUGUGGGAUAGUCGCCGGCAGGCUGGGGCUCCAGUGCCUACUGGGGGGCAUAGCUAGGCAGCUGGGAUCUCCUUUACAUUUUGGUGCAGCAGACGAAAGGGCUUCCCCAGCCCCCUCUGGGUGCUGCUGCUAUCAGGAUCCUUGAGGUGCCCUCCAAAUAACAGAGGGAGGAGCUUGCCCCCGUGCCCACUUAGGAGCAGUGGCCUUUCUGAGUCUCCUUCCUGCUAGAUGCCAACAGCCUGAGGGAGCCCCAAGGCAGCUGCACCUUCCUGCCCCGUGGUAGUCUGCAAGUGCUGCUUCUGAGGCCCAGGAACGGACCUCGCUGGAUGGUGGAGUAAACGUUUGCCUGCCCUGAGUUGUGGAAUAAGGAGGGAUCAGGCCCAGCUCCCCCGCCCAUUUGUCCCUCCGCCAGCCUCUGGAACGGGGCUGGCAGAGCGCUGUCCUUCUGAUAAACCUGUGGGUCGCUGACUCCCCGGCCCAGGGCUUGGGAUGUCCCGCAGUGCCUCCACCCUUUUUUCGGCCCAAAUAGCUUGCUUGUUCCCAAGCCUCCACCCUCCCAUGGCCCAAAUAGCUUGCUUGUUCCCAAGCAGCCCUGCUGCUCCCACCUCUGACCCUGGGGGUAGGGCAGGCCCCAACCCUCCUGCAGCUGGGGGGCUGUGGAAGAGCCCCGUGUCUUCCACGCCUUUGCUGGCGGGGCGCGUUUCCCAGCCGCUCAGAGUUCCAGGCCUGCGGCAUUUAGCGCUGGGGAGUCUCCCCACCCACCUGUAAUGCAGGCCCCGCGUUUUCCUCCACCUCACCUUCCCAGUUCCACACCGGAGUGUGUGCUUCCCCUUUCUCUUCCAGGUCCUGCAAGGAGGAAGCUGCCUUGUUCCCUGGUCCUCCAGGAUAACUCUGAAAUAAUUCCCAAGGGAGUUUAUUCUAGGAAACGGUAGGACGAUAGCUGACCUGCCCAGUUUGCGCCCCAUCCAGGAUGGAGUUGCUCCUCAGAUGCUCACCCCCUCUGAAGAAAGGCAUGGUCUGCGCUUGCCACAGGCAGAGCUGGGGGGCCAAAGGGGAGGCUGGCCUAGAGCUCUUCUGCUGCUUCCUUUCCCUCCUGGGGAGGUCCUUGAAGUUAGACCCAGGAUAGACCAGGCCCUGGUACUGGAAUCCAAGGCUGGCGUCGCCCUGCCAGUCCUGUUUGGCUUGACCCAUAGCCCCUUGCAGAGGCCAGAGCUGCAGCUCACUGUCCAGGGAAGGAGCAGGCAA
Python bivittatus (Burmese python) is the source of this 6374-nucleotide messenger RNA. It is a transcript of the gene AKT2, whose product is annotated as AKT serine/threonine kinase 2. Lineage: Eukaryota; Metazoa; Chordata; Lepidosauria; Squamata; Pythonidae. The record is from RefSeq and is a predicted model, not a curated record. Gene Ontology annotation, biological process: protein phosphorylation. Gene Ontology annotation, molecular function: ATP binding; protein serine/threonine kinase activity.